AUGGUGGCUGCCGCCGAGGUUUUGAGAGAAGAGAUUGAGGAUGGGAAUUGGCUUACAAACUUGAAAAGCUUACAGAUAUCCUGUAGUAAGGUCACAGAUUUCGGCAUCACCUGUUUAAAAGAAUUAUGGAAUUGGUUGUUACUGAUUAUUAAACUUCUAUUCCUUGAAAUUCUUUAUACUUUCAAAUCUGUUUCAGGCCUGCAAAAGCUUUCUAUUUUGAACUUGGAGGGCUGCCCGGUUACUGCUUCAUGCCUGGAUUCUCUUUCUGUUCUUGCAUCUCUGUUAUAUUUGAAUCUUAGCAGGUGCAAUUUCUUUGAUGAUGGAUGUGAGAGGUUUUCUAAGCUAGGUAAUCUGAAGAUAUUAAACUUGGGUUUCAAUGACAUCAGUGAUUCGAGUUUGAUACAUCUGAAAGGUUUGACAAAUUUAGAGAGCUUGAACUUGGAUUCAUGUAGAAUUGGUGAUGAUGGGCUGGUUCAUUUAUCAGGUCUUCAACGAUUGAAAUGUUUGGAGUUGUCUGAUACUAAAGUUGGAAGCAAUGGCCUUCACUAUCUUUCUGGUUUGGUUAAUCUGGAGAGCAUAAACCUUUUAUUUACUGGAGUUACAGAUGGUGGUUUAAGAAAAUUGUCUGGACUCUCGUCUCUGAAAUCACUCAACCUGGAUUCUCGUCAAAUCACAGAUGCCAGACUUGCAACUCUUACCAGUAUGACUGUUUGGAGUGCCUAUUUCAGUUCUUUGAAUGGUCCUUUUAGUUCUUUAACAUGA
Hibiscus syriacus is the source of this 762-nucleotide messenger RNA. RefSeq names its product F-box/LRR-repeat protein 14-like. The record is from RefSeq and is a predicted model, not a curated record. Lineage: Eukaryota; Viridiplantae; Streptophyta; Magnoliopsida; Malvales; Malvaceae. Gene Ontology annotation, molecular function: protein binding. The transcript is spliced from 8 exons. The coding region runs from base 1 to 762 and encodes 253 amino acids.